Molecule: messenger RNA, 1407 nt
Organism: Drosophila yakuba
Lineage: Eukaryota; Metazoa; Arthropoda; Insecta; Diptera; Drosophilidae
Product: putative peptidyl-tRNA hydrolase PTRHD1
Exons: 2
Coding region: 62-421 (119 amino acids)
Molecular function (GO): peptidyl-tRNA hydrolase activity
Source: RefSeq, a predicted model, not a curated record
UCAUCACAUCCCUAACUCAAGAAAUGUAAACACAUUUCGGAAUUCAGAAAUUUCUUAAAACAUGAGCAACAUUGUCCAGUACAUCGUAGUGCGCAGCGACUUGCGUUCCGCCCUCAGUUGGCCCUUGGGGGCGGUGAUCGCCCAGAGUUGUCAUGCCACAGCCGCCGUUAUUCACUUAAAUUCCGAGGACGCCGACACUGUGGCCUACUUGAAGGAUCUGGAUAAUAUGCACAAGGUGGUGCUGGAGGCCAAAGACGAGACUUCUCUGGUCAAGCUCAGCGAAAAGCUGAAGGAGAACGAGAUUAAACACAAGUUGUGGAUCGAACAACCCGAAAAUAUCCCAACCUGCAUCGCCCUGAAACCUUAUGUUAAGGACACGGUUCAUAAAUACGUUAAGCACUUUAAGCUUUUGAAGGAUUAAUACAUCUUAAAGGAGGUCUUCUUUAGCUAUAACUAUUUCUGCUUAUUGACACUAAUAUGUAAGACAAAUAGGAAUAGUUUUUGACAACUAUAGAGAAGCUAAUACUUAUCAUAGUUGACCACUAAAUGCCUACCAAUAUUAAAAAGGAGUGUUACAUCUCAGAUCUGAUCAGUUUGUCAUAUAACAGAGUUUGCUAAGUUUGUCGAUUAUAAAUCAAGCGUUUCGGUUUAUAUUUUAUAAAAAAUAAACAGAAAAGACAACAAGUUGGUUUUUUAUUUUGUGUCUAUUUUAAGCUUGAUGUUUCCUCUGAGGAUCUCGGUUAAUCGUUGUGAAAUUUGAGGACAUCGCUCGACUUUUAACCGGCCCAGUCCGCCAAGCGUCCUGGUAAACUCCGCAACUAUCUCAUUGGUUAGAUAGGCGGAUCCACUCAGGUCCAGGAACUCCAAGGCACUAUGUUUUCGCAGUUCCAUUGAAUCAAAGUUCUGACUAGAACUCCACAGUGGUGGAACUCUAAAUGGCGCAGAGAAUCCGUUUCUACGAGCGAUAUGAACAGCGUGGUACUCCAGUCAGUGAAAAGAGGAUUCAAGAAAGAGCGCAGGACCAAGGUAUGAUGAAGAGACAGACCGCCGAGCGGCAUCGCAUCCAAAUCUGGAUUGAUGGGCCCCUAGAGAACUUCAAGCAUUGGACAGCUUUGCAUCAGCGGAUGGUACAGAUAAGACCUGCAGCGUAGUUCGCGGAGAUGCGGCAGACCCCACGAACGAUAAGAUCCCAGGUCCACAAUAAUUCGCAUUCUAAGUAAGUAGUAUGCGAAACAUGGCUUAGUUGACUUAGUUUAGAAUAAUUCACCUGGUUUUAAAAAGAUGUUGGUUUCAUCGCUUGCUUUGAGAAUUCAUGUUUUUAUAAGUCGUGCUUGUAAAAAGCUCUCCAAAAAUAGAAAUCAAUUUUACCUCGAUAAAUAACAUUCUAAUAAAAACGCAUUGCUUUAA